Fulvia fulva is the source of this 447-nucleotide messenger RNA. RefSeq names its product Microsomal glutathione S-transferase 3. The coding region runs from base 1 to 447 and encodes 148 amino acids. Gene Ontology annotation, cellular component: membrane; endoplasmic reticulum; nuclear envelope. The record is from RefSeq and is a predicted model, not a curated record. Gene Ontology annotation, molecular function: glutathione transferase activity; glutathione peroxidase activity. The transcript has a single exon. Lineage: Eukaryota; Fungi; Ascomycota; Dothideomycetes; Mycosphaerellales; Mycosphaerellaceae.
AUGCCCCACCCCCUCAUCCUCCCCGACACCUACGGCUACACCGCCCUCCUCGCCGUCGGCGUCAUCCCCCUAAUGUCCUUCCUCCAAGGCACCACCGUCACGACCUUCCGCAAAGCCGCCAACGUCCCCUACCCCAACCCCUACGCAACCGCCGAGCAAUGCAAAAGCUCCCAGGAAGCCUACCAAUUCAACUGCGCCCAGCGCGCACACGGGAACCUGCUUGAGAACAUGCCCCAGACGAUUGCGAUGUUGUUGUUCGCGGGGCUGUUUUAUCCUACUGCGACGCCGGUGCUGGGGGCGGUGUGGGUUGUGGGGAGGGUGUUGUAUGCGUAUGGGUAUAUUACGAGUAAGGAGGGUGGCAAGGGGAGGAAUGUUGGGGGGAUGUUUUGGAUUGCGCAGUUGGGGUUGUUGGGGUUGUGUGUUAGUGCUGGGUUGAAGUUGUUGUGA